Messenger RNA from Prunus armeniaca (apricot), 1275 nucleotides. The record is from the annotation of a GenBank genome assembly. Lineage: Eukaryota; Viridiplantae; Streptophyta; Magnoliopsida; Rosales; Rosaceae.
AUGCGGUCAUCACUCUCACAUCCCCAUGGAAAUACAGGCUUCAAAUUCCAAUCAAACCCCAUUUCUAACCAGUCACCACUAACAGCUACAUCAUUCCCAUUCUCUCACUACACCAAGACAUCUCCUUCCCCCUCUGCUUUUAUUCAACUCACUCUAAGAUCUCAAUAUGACUUACGACCACAAUUUCCCAGUAAACCCACAUGGCUUUUACCCUCAGUUUCCUUUCCAUUCGCAUUAGCAACCAAGACUGGAAGAUCAUCACUAGCUCCACUUCAGUGUGGCAUUUUGUCGAACAGCUGUAGCACCGACGAUGGCAAGAGGAGUUUCAGGGAUUGGGUUGAGGUGGUUGGUGAGGCUGUAUCAACUGCAUUUCCCAUAUGGGUUGCUUUGGGAUGCCUGUUGGGGCUCAUCAAGCCGAGUUCCUUCCAUUGGGUCACACCCAACUUGACCAUCUUAGGCAUAACACUGACCAUGCUUGGCAUGGGCAUGACCCUCACUUUCGACGACCUUCGUGGGGCGUUGGCUAUGCCCAAGGAAUUACUUGCUGGCUUUGUUCUUCAGUACUCGGUGAUGCCUUUAUCAGGAUAUGCUGUGAGCAAGCUUUUGAAUUUGCCGUCCUAUUAUGCAGCUGGUUUGAUAUUGGUUGGUUGCUGCCCUGGUGGAACAGCAAGUAACAUAGUAACUUAUAUUGCACGUGGAAAUGUGGCACUUUCAGUUUUAAUGACAGCAGCAAGCACUUUAUCAGCCGUGAUCAUGACCCCCUUUCUCACUGCCAAACUUGCUGGUCAAUAUGUUGCAGUAGAUGCAGCUGGGCUAUUAUUCUCAACAUUGCAGGUUGUGCUUCUCCCUGUAUUGGCGGGUGCAUUUCUGAAUCAAUAUUUCCAAGGCCUGGUUAAAUUUGUGUCCCCCUUGAUGCCACCCAUUGCUGUGGGAACUGUAGCUGUUCUUUGUGGGAAUGCAAUUGCCCAGAGUUCUUCUGCAAUCCUUAUGUCUGGUAAACAAGUGGUGCUAGCUGCCGCUCUUCUUCAUGCAUCUGGAUUUUUCUUUGGUUACGUACUUUCAAGGAUACUUGGGAUUGAUGUGUCAUCAUCAAGGACUAUCUCCAUCGAGGUUGGCAUGCAGAAUUCGGUGCUUGGAGUUGUUCUAGCAAGCCAGCACUUCGGAAAUCCUCUAACUGCGGUACCAUGCGCAGUUUCCAGCGUUUGUCAUUCAAUCUUUGGUAGUGUCUUGGCAGGAAUUUGGAGACAGAGUGUGCCAACGCAAAAGCAAGAUUGA